This is a messenger RNA of Phytomonas sp. Hart1, 2985 nucleotides long. Lineage: Eukaryota; Euglenozoa; Kinetoplastea; Trypanosomatida; Trypanosomatidae. The record is from the annotation of a GenBank genome assembly.
AUGCUGCUCAAGACUCUUUCAAGCCACAUUCGGCUUCAUCCCGAAGACCUCGAUCGAUCCUCGCAAAAGCUAACGUGCACCUCCAAGCGUAUUACCGAAGUCGAUAUCAACCCCUCCGCCCUCUGCCGGCUUGUCGCCAAGGGCUCCAACAAGGUCCAAGCCAUGGCCCGCGCGUACGUCGCGUUAUUAACAGCGGAAGCGGACCCCAACAUCCAACCCAGGGGAUUAUCCCCCGGACCUUCCAACCGCCUCGCGCCGCCGACGGAGGAUUCUUAUCUCAACCUGGUGCUGGCCUUUUCCCUUCACACGGUGCUGCUGUCCCGCAAUCGCCUGACUCGGACCCUGGGGUGCGUGCAGUUCCGAAAUGUGGUGCGGCUUUCCCUUCUGGGGAACGGCCUCCGCCGCGUGGAGGACUGCGAGCCCCUCGGCCUCCUUUCCCAACUCACGUAUUUAUCCCUGGAGUUCAACCCGGUCACCGCCCUCCCGCACUAUCGCGCGCAUUUGCUCCGAAUUUGCAGCUUUCCCCAUUCCCUCGAGGACGGCAGAUGCCGUCUUCGCAAACUCGACGGGGGUACUGUUCGCAUGGCAGAGAUCACGACCGCCGCGCUUUGCCUUCAGCGGGAGAUGGGGCUUCUUCCCGAGCUCCUCCAGCGACACCACUUGGUUUCUUUUCUCACGCAUGUCGAAAAAACGAUGCGCGUGCAUGAGGAGAUGCGAAAGUGUGGAAUCGUAAUUCACUGUCUUCAAACGGACAAGAAACUUGAUGAGAUUGUCAAGCACUGCUCAAAGGCGGUGCUGGGUAAAUGUGGAAUUGAGGAAACGGUCCACACCACCCAGCUACUCAUCGCACAAUACCUCAAAAGAUUUAAAAAUAAUCAAAAAAAUGUCAACUUUAUGGAUUCUAGCAAUCAUGAGGGGAAUCCAAUGCAGAUAUCCGCGUUUUCUUCAAACCUUACCGUGAAUGAGUCCGUGGAAAUGCGAAUGGGGUCGAAUGGGAGUGUGAUUAGCGUGUUAGACGAGGCUUCAGAGAUCCUUUUGGAGGAUCUGCAGUGGAGUAAAGACACCUUGCGGAAUGCCGGAGCAGUGAGGACUUGUUCGAACUGCAAAGUAUGCUCUCAAGAAGUCUUUUGUCGACUUGUAUCGAUGUUAGACGUGAAGGUGUGCGCAUGUCUACUGAGAAUUGCGCGAUUGCUAGGAUUAUCGCUUUUCUCCAAGGAUGUCGAUGCGCUGUGUGGGACGUGGCUUUCCACUGUGUUGAACACUGAGGAAACAAUCCUUGCGGAUAUUUACGCAAAGAAGACGCAAACAACCCCCAACAAGGGCUAUCCAAAGCGCUUGCAUAUGAGUAAAUCACGUUCAAUAAAUAAAAAAUUAGAAAAUAUACAAGAAAUGGAUUUCCAUAGGCAAAUGAAAAAGACACCAAAAACCAUUGAUAUUGUCGAGUGUCGUUCUCGGUCGUCAUCUCUUCUCUCGCCUUCAGAGCAUACGCCUCCAAUGGAGGAAUCCGUGGCCAAACCCAACCUCUUCUGUGAACUCUUUCCAGAGAAUAAUGUAGAAACCCACGAAGAAGAAACCCCGAGUAUGCGCUCAGCACCGCUUAUCGAACAAACCCUCUCCUCCGCGAGCAAGAGCACUCUGGGAAAAUCGGAAAAAGACCCUGAAAAUCCAAGAUCCCUAGCUGAAGAUGAAAAAACUAUUCAAAUGGAAAGCGAUUCGGUUACUAAAACCGAAGAAUUAGCGGAGCUUACUCCACUUCAGGCAUGCCUGACGCCAUCCUACCCAUCCCCAGAUGCAUCACGUCUAGGAAAAAAUAUCAUGGAGGUAUUAAAUUCGAAAUCAACUCCAAGCGAUUGGCGUACAAAUAAAUCCAGCGAAGAUGAGGAAUCGCGCCUUCAGAUUUUAUCCAAUGCUCAUCUGACAGCGAAAAAAAGGUUGGUUUUUAGGGUCUGGAGGGAAAUACUAUUGAGAAAUAUUCUUCUGAGAAAAUUUUACCAAUGCGUCUCUACUAGGAUGAAGAGUACACCGAUACUACGGUGGGUCUCUAGUCUCUCUAUGCUUCGUUUGGUCUUUGACUUGACUUAUUUAGAGCGAAAAAGGGUCUUUUUCACGAUGUGGAAGCAACGAAAGGAUGAAAUACAAGUGAUUCGUAAUACACGAAAGUGUGUUUUCCUCCGUCUUUGGUAUCGACAGGCACGUACGGCGAGGCUGUGUAAAGAGAUCCACUACAAAUUCAAUAGGCGACGUGCGGAGGAGGUGCUUAGUAUUUGGAAGAGGAGUGCAAUGAUGGAAAGUGAAAGACGGUUUAGGGAAAGUAAAACAAAGGGGAUUCAAGGCCCUCUGCAGCCUCCACCCGCGAUGAUGGCUUCUCCCAUAAACGGAAAAAAUCAGAAUCACCUCAUGGAAAAGGAAGAAGGAAGCUGCUUUCGUAGCCAUAUUCAUGAACAUACAUCCUUCGAACGCCACCCUUAUCAAUCGCCAGCCUCGAACCUCACCUUCCAUUCCUUCCACAGCUUUAAAGAUGAAGUUCAAUCCCCCUCCUCCUCUUUCCCUCCUACCGAAAGGAAGAAAGUACGGACACCAUCAAAAGCGCCUCCAGCUUCUUCGUAUGAGGAAUGUUCUUUGGGUGUGGAAGUUGCUAUGGCCGAUAUUAGGGUUAGCCACCCUUUUUCUGAAGAAGACGUCGCCGCUUUGGUAGAAAAAGCCUCCUUUCUCUUAAAAGAUCGCGAGGUUCUGGUAAAGCGUCUGGUAGAUCAACUCGUGGAGUGUGAAAAGGCUCGCGCGGUAUCACGCUGGUAUAAGGAAAAAGUGGUAAUGCUUCAGAGCGAUAUGAAUAAACGUGUGCAGCGUGAGGAGGAGGAGCGACGUGUCCGUCAAGAAUACGAAAUCGAGCUGAAGCAUCUUCGCAAAUCCGUGGAGGAGCUACGACAGGAACGUCGGGAGUGGUUCGACAAACUCACACCCUGUGAAAUCGGGUUUCGAAAAUAG